AUGAAAAUUUUUCAGCGGCCGCUGGAGAAGACCGGUGCGAAGGAUGCUCGCAUCAGCACAGGAAGCAAAGAGAAGGAACGCUUCACGCUCGUUCUGGCCGUCAUGGCGGACGGCAAAAAGGUUUCGCCGCGCAUCAUCUUCAAGGGCACGCCGUUCAUCCCCCCGACCGUGAGCGGCAAGGGCAAGAGCACCCUGCCGCGAAAGAACUCCGUCACGUGGGAGAUCCAUCCUGCGAACCGCGCCAAGCACGGCUACCCUCCCAACGGCAUGUCCGUCGGCGUGCAGGAGAAGAGCUGAAGUGACCAGCGGGAGUGCAACGGGUGGAUCUCGGGCAGCUGGAAGCUCCGUCCCAACAACGGCAGCAUCGUCCAGCAGCGCCCGCGCAUCCUGGUGCUGGACGACUUCAAGUGCCACAAGGACGAGGGUUUCAUCGCCUCCCUCAAAGAGAGACGCCAACACCAUCGUCAUCUUCAUCCCAGGCGGGUU
Messenger RNA from Ectocarpus sp. CCAP 1310/34, 486 nucleotides. NCBI's taxonomy places the organism in Eukaryota, Phaeophyceae, Ectocarpales, Ectocarpaceae. The record is from the annotation of a GenBank genome assembly.